This is a messenger RNA of Erigeron canadensis, 1088 nucleotides long. Its product is annotated as protein MIZU-KUSSEI 1-like. The transcript has a single exon. Gene Ontology annotation, biological process: hydrotropism. The record is from RefSeq and is a predicted model, not a curated record. NCBI's taxonomy places the organism in Eukaryota, Viridiplantae, Streptophyta, Magnoliopsida, Asterales, Asteraceae. The coding region runs from base 79 to 903 and encodes 274 amino acids.
UACAAGCUUUCUAAGCUCUAUCAUUUUCUAGCUUGACACUCCCUUUGUUAUUUGAUUAGCUUUUGUUUCUUAAUUAAGAUGAGGUCAAUCAUGGCUGCUAAAACCCCUCAAGAGACUUCCUUUUCCUUCUCUAGAAGAUACUUCCAUUGGAAAAAGAAAUUAGUUGAAGAUGAAAAUGAAAUUGGAAAUGAUGAUCAAGAAGAAAUCCUUAAUUUUAGAUCAUCAUCUCUUGGUUGUGUUGUGACUGAGGAAGACUUGAAUCUUGAACAAAAGUUUAACCUCCCGGUGCAUGAAGUUGCACCGCAAAGAAAGAAAAUGGCACUUAUGUCCAUUUCUAGGCUAAGAUCGGCUUUUCAUCUUCGGAAAAGCAGAUCCUCUGGUGCCCAGGGUUCUGGUCUUGGAAAAAGGACCAGAGUUGUGGGCACCCUUUUUGGAUACAGACGUGGACACGUCCACAUUGCAUUCCAAGAAGAUCCAAAACUGGGCCCGGCUUUUCUUGUCGAGCUAGCUACCCCUACUAGCUUCUUGGUUCGAGAAAUGGCGUCAGGGUUGGUUCGGAUUGCCUUGGAAUGCGAUAAAAAGAUUAAGAAAGGUUUUAAGCUGCUUGAUGAGCCACUUUGGAGAACUUAUUGUAAUGGCAAGAAAUGUGGUUAUGCUAUGAGACGUGAUUGUGGACCAGAUGAAUGGAAAGUGUUCAAUUCGGUUGGACCAAUUACCAUGGGAGCCGGAGUGUUGCCGGAGGGAGCCGGUGGUGGUGGUGGCGGUGAUGGUGAAGGAGAGUUGAUGUAUAUGAGAGCCAAGUUUGAAAGGAUUAUGGGGUCAAAAGAUUCUGAAGCUUUUUAUAUGAUGAAUCCAGAUAGCAAUGGAGGGCCAGAACUUAGUAUCUAUCUUAUUAGAGUUUAAGAUAUGGGUGUCAAAUUAAACUAUAAGUAAUGUAAGUGAUCUUGGUCUUUGAUCAUCAAGAUUUGGUUCUUCAUGUGUUUUUUUGCAAUUUUCUAUGGAAAUUGGGUUUUAUCUUCUACUUAAUUAUAUGUUUAGAAAUGAUAUGUAUACUGUUUAAAAUUAAAAGUUUGAGAAAUUAAGAAUCA